Molecule: messenger RNA, 1790 nt
Organism: Zonotrichia leucophrys gambelii
Lineage: Eukaryota; Metazoa; Chordata; Aves; Passeriformes; Passerellidae
Gene: AGPAT4
Product: 1-acylglycerol-3-phosphate O-acyltransferase 4
Exons: 10
Coding region: 282-1415 (377 amino acids)
Cellular component (GO): mitochondrial outer membrane; endomembrane system
Molecular function (GO): 1-acylglycerol-3-phosphate O-acyltransferase activity
Source: RefSeq, a predicted model, not a curated record
CCCGCCCGCUCCCGCCGCGUGCAAAGUAGUGGCAGCCGGUGCGGCUCGGCCGCCGCCCGCUCCCGGCGCCCCAGCGCGGCACGCGUGCCCAGGCCCGCCGGCGCCAGAAUCAGUGAGGUUGGAAAAGACCUCAGAGAUCGAGUCCAGAGUCUGGGACAGAGCACCACCAUGUCAACCAGACCGUGGCACUGAGUGACAGAUCCAGUCUUUCCUUUAAACACCUCCAAGGUUGUCUUCUGAAUUUUGUGUCUGAAGGUAUCCUCUUGCUUUCUCAGCAAAUCAUGGACAUCGUUGGCUUUCUGAAGUCGCAAUUCAUUUGCCACCUUCUGAUCUGCUACAUAUUUAUAGUGUCAGGACUGAUCAUUAACUUCAUUCAACUCUUUACACUUAUACUUUGGCCAAUCAACAAGCAACUGUUCAGGAAGAUCAACUGCAGGCUGGCUUACUGCAUUUCAAGCCAGAUGGUGAUGUUGCUGGAAUGGUGGUCAGGCACCGAUUGCACCCUUUACACUGACCCAGAGAGUUACCACAAGUACGGGAAGGAGAAUGCCAUCGUAAUCCUUAAUCACAACUUUGAAAUUGACUUUCUCUGUGGUUGGAACUUUUGUGAGAGAUUUGGGGUCUUGGGGAGUUCCAAAGUGCUUGCAAAGAAGGAGCUCUCCUACAUGCCUAUCAUUGGCUGGAUGUGGUAUUUCCUAGAGAUAGUUUUCUGCAAGCGCAAGUGGGAGGAAGAUCGGAAAACUGUGGUGCAGAAGUUGCUCAAUCUCCGGGACUACCCUGAAAACUUUUGGUUCCUGAUUCAUUGUGAGGGCACAAGGUUCACAGAGCAGAAGCACCAGAUCAGCAUGAAGGUGGCUGAAGCCAAAGGUCUGCCCAAGCUCAAGUACCACCUCCUGCCACGAACAAAAGGAUUUGCUGUCACCGUGCAGUGUUUGAGAAAUGUAGUUUCUGCAGUCUAUGAUUCUACCCUUAAUUUUAGAAAUAAUGAAAAUCCAACAUUGCUGGGAGUUCUAAAUGGAAAGAAAUAUCAUGCAGAUUUAUAUGUAAGGCGGAUUCCUCUAGAGGAUGUCCCAGAAGAUGAGCAGGAAUGUUCUACCUGGCUCCACAAACUGUAUCAAGAAAAGGAUGCAUUCCAGGAGGAAUAUUACCGUACAGGAACCUACCCAGCAGUCCCGACAGUACCACCCCGUCGGCCAUGGACACUUUUGAACUGGCUUUUCUGGGCCUUAUUGCUGCUAUAUCCUUUGUUCCAGCUGCUCAUCAACAUGAUCAACAGUGGAUCAUCACUGACACUGGCUAGUUUUGCAUUUGUCAUUAUAAUAGCUUCUGUCGGUGUCAGAUGGAUGAUCGGGGUUACGGAGAUUAACAAGGGCUCCACCUAUGGCAACAAUGACAGCAAGCAGAAACAAAAGUAGCCCCUUCAGAGACUGCUUCAAUCCAAAGGGAACAAAUGCAACUGCUGAAAACUCUUUAAGUGCAUAUCACGGUCCUUCAAGCGAGAUCCGAGGAUGAGUAAUUGCCGUGCAUAUCUGAAUUUGUGCUCCUGUUGUUUUUCUAUGGGGUUUGGGCUGGAUGACACGCUGGAAGGAUGCACUCCUUCCUAUACUCUCAACAACAGGUUUGCACAUGUGUGGUUGGUUUGUUUUCCUAUGAAGUGUCUUAAGUUUUGAAGGAAAAAAAAUUCCAGUGUGCUUGUAUGAAGAGACUCUACCUGGAAACUAACUAGAGGUGCAAGCUUUAAUGUCAGAAGAUUGUUACAAGAUGAUUAAACUUGAUAGUUGUGUAGCUCA